Aspergillus chevalieri is the source of this 1992-nucleotide messenger RNA. RefSeq names its product glycoside hydrolase family 32 protein. Gene Ontology annotation, molecular function: sucrose alpha-glucosidase activity. Bases 1 to 1992 code for a protein of 663 amino acids. Lineage: Eukaryota; Fungi; Ascomycota; Eurotiomycetes; Eurotiales; Aspergillaceae. Gene Ontology annotation, biological process: sucrose catabolic process. The record is from RefSeq and is a predicted model, not a curated record. The transcript has 2 exons.
AUGAAGCGUCCAACCACAGCGAAGGCUCUAGCCAUGAGCUUUGGUGUUGCUGCCGCUCAAGACUACAACGCCCCGCCGCCUGAUCUUUCAACCCUCCCCAGUCUUUCUCUUUUCGAUACUUGGAGACCUCACAUCCACGUCCUUCCACCAGCAGGCCAGAUUGGAGACCCAUGUGCGCAUUACGUUGAUCCCGAGACGGGUCUAUUUCAUGUUGGCUAUCUCCACAACGGCACUGGCAUUGCAAGUGUCCAAACAGACGACCUUGUCCACUAUUAUGAUGUGAAUGAGAAUGGCAACUACUCAAUCGUUGCUGGUGGUCCCAAUGAUCCUUUGGCAGUCUUCGAUGGAUCCGUCAUUCCUGAUGGCAUUGAUGGCGAGCCAACACUCUUGUACACAGCAGUCUCAUCGCUCCCAAUCCACUGGACCCUGCCCUACACCCGCGGAAGUGAGGCCCAGGCUCUGGCAGUCACCUAUGAUGGCGGGAAGAAUUUUACCAAGCUGGAUAUUCCACCUGUCAUUCCCGAACCUCCUGCCGGGCUGGACGUAACAGCCUUCCGUGACCCAUAUGUUUUCCAAAAUGGAAAACUUGACCAAGCGCUCAGCAGCCCUGAGGGAACGUGGUACACUGCGAUCUCAGGUGGUGUCCAGGAUGUUGGUCCUGGUAUCUUUUUGUACCGCAAUCUGAGCCCGGACUUUGAGCAGUGGGAGUAUCUAGGAGAAUGGUUCAAUGUGCCGGCCAACUCCACCUGGGGCAAUGGUGAUUGGUCCAAGGUCUAUGGCUACAACUGGGAGACUGUGAAUGCAUUCAGUCUUGAUAGAGAAGGGUACAACUAUGAUGGCGACACCUUUGUGCACUUUGGCGUGGAGGGAUCAUUUGCCCCAAUCCAGGAGUCUGUCACCUCUUUCCAUGCUAUGCUCUGGGCAUCUGGCGGUGUGUCGGCCACUGAAGAUGGGAACGCAGCGUUUAAUCCCGAUAUGGUUGGUGUCCUUGACUGGGGCUUGUCAGCAUAUGCCGGUGCUGGAAAGGUUGUGCCUAGUACCUCUCAAGCUUCCACUGAAAGUGGCGCGCCGGACCGCUUCCUCACCUACAUCUGGCUGACUGGCGAUGUGUUUGGAGGAGUUGUCGGCUUCCCUGCUGAGCAGCAAGGCUGGCAGAACACAUUGCUGCUGCCCCGCGAACUGUACAUACGGGAAAUCCCGAAUGUGGUGAACAACGACCUUGUGCAGGAGAUUGGAUCAUGGCGUGUGGCCGGCGACUCUGGCAACUGUGUUGAACUUGAGACUCUUGGAAUCGACAUUGCGCGGGAAACCUAUGCUGCUAUCACUGGUGCUCCAAGCUUCGAAGAGCCGGACAGGACCCUUUCAGAGGAAAGCGUCGUUCCAUUCGAACAAUCACCUGAAUCGAGAUUCUUCUCCCUUGAGGCCCGACUCUCCUUUCCAGCUUCGGCGCGUGACUCCGCCUUGCAGUCUGGUUUCCAGAUCCUGGCCUCGGAGGAAGAGUCAACUACCAUCUACUACCAAUUCUCAAAUGAAUCCAUCAUCAUCGACCGCUAUAACACCAGUGCUGCUGCAGAGACGACCACUGGCAUUGAUGCAUCCCCUGAGUCCGGACGUCUGCGCCUCUUUGACAUCGAUGACAGCUGCGCUCGCAGCGCUGGUAACGACGAUAAGGAUAAGGCUCAUCACGACCACGGCCACGGUGGCAAGCCCAAGCACAACAAAGCGCCUCUUCCUCACGGCAAAGAAGGCAAGCGGCAGGUUGGUGAGUCCAGCGGUGAGCACAUUGAGGCUCUGGACCUUACUAUUACCGUCGACAACUCUGUUCUCGAGGUAUACGCCAACGGACGCUUUGCGCUGUCUACCUAUGUUCGUCCUUGGUAUGCCGACUCGACCGGAAUCCGCUUCUUCCACAACGGCGAGGGCGAGGUCUCGUUCAGCAACAUUCGCGUUGCAGACGGCUUGUACGACGCGUAUCCGGAGAGAGCGCGGUAA